This is a messenger RNA of Ustilaginoidea virens, 3009 nucleotides long. RefSeq lists its product as uncharacterized. The record is from RefSeq and is a predicted model, not a curated record. Bases 1 to 3009 code for a protein of 1002 amino acids. Lineage: Eukaryota; Fungi; Ascomycota; Sordariomycetes; Hypocreales; Clavicipitaceae. The transcript is spliced from 4 exons.
AUGGAUUUUUGGUCGCGAUUGUUGAGCCCCCUGGCGUCGGGCAACCCUCGGAAGGAUCAAGCAAAGGAUCCGGCGAAGCGGCUGCACCGAUUCGAGAAGGAAUACGCGAACCUGCUGUCCAAAUGGCGUACCUCGUCCAACCUCUGCCGCGACAGCGAAGCCGCCGAGACGCUCGAGAUCCGCCUCCAGGAGCUCACCAACAUCCUUAGCGACGAGAGCCGCCGCCCGCUGCCUCACCCCUGCAUCCAGUACGCCUCCAUCAAGCAGAUCUACGUCCCCGUCGGCAAGAUCGCCACCACCUCGUACAACGAGUGGAUCAUCAAGGAAGCCGUCCUGUUCUUCGCCACCCUCAUCGAGAGCGAGGAGGAGGCCUUUGUCGAAAACCCGACCUUUUCGGCCAGCCUGACGAACCUGCUUGUCCGCAUUACUAGUGUCAACAGCGUCCGGCUCGGCCUGGACACCGAGUCGCGGGUGGUCGAGCUCGCCUUCAACAUCACCACCAAGAUUCGCCUCGAUCCGGCCAUCCUGCCGGCCUGGUUCAAGGCUGCCUCACCCGGCGCAGGCGGCGGCGGCGGCGGCGGCGGCGGCGGCGACGACGGGGACCGCGACCAUCGAGACCGGUUUGCGGGCCGGACCCAGCGCGUCGAUUUCCCGCUCUUCUACAUCCUCCUCGACUACAUCCACCAUGAGGGCAAAGUGGGCGACUUUGCGCGGACCGGCCUGCUGUACAUCAUCGAAGCUGCCUCGAGUUCCUCGGCGCUCGAGCAGUGGAUCGUGGAGAGUGACCUGUCGACGCUCAUGGCGACCGGGCUCGGAGCCCUGUACAGCCAGUUGAGCCGGAAGCUUGUCAUUGAUCACCUGCCUCACGACCUCCCGCCGAUCCUGGCCCUUUCCGACUACCAACACCCUGUGUCCAGCUACGAGAUCACAAGCUCCUGCUCGCCAGAGUUCCAGCUCCACCUCGAGACGUUUCUGUCCCAUCUACUGUUCUGGCAGGAUGUCUUGAACCAUUGCCGGUCGGUCGAGGUCAAAUCCACCCUGUUGGAGCACUUUCAAGUCAUUUUCCUCCAGCAGCUACUAUACCCGUCGCUCUUGGAAUCUUCCGACAUUGACGGAGGCUCUUCUGUUGCUGUUUUGACCUAUCUGCGCCGCAUCCUGGAAUCCCUCGAUCACCCUGACAUGAUUAACCUCAUCCUUCACUAUCUCCUAGCUUUGCCCGAACCUGUUCCUCCUAAGAUGAAACCCUCAAGGUCGCUGGUCAGCGAUGCUCGCAGAAGAAAAUCGAUGGACCUGACAAAGAUGCUGGCGGAAAAGGCCGAGGAAACAGCGACCCCUCUUCUCUUCAGCCUUGUCGACCUGCUUCUCUCAUGCCUUCGGUCACAGAAUCAGCAGACCAUCCAUGUCUCUCUUCAACUCGUGUCGGCCAUUUUAAAGAAACACCAUCGUUACGCAGUCUUCACCCUGCUGAGGACAGACGUGCUGCCGAGUCAAGCGGACCACCGCACAGUCGGAGCUCACGAGCAAGAGAUUGACCAUCUCGUCUCCCUGGCUGGGUCCAUUGGCGGGAAAACCAACUUUGAUGAAAUUUACGCAAACAUCCUCAAGGACACCAUGGCAAGAGUCGAAAACCACCAUUGCUCGCUCCGGCUGCUGGCACCGCGAGCAUCAUCCGCCGGUGGUCAGAACCUUGCCGACUCGGCCGACGGGACGCCCGGAGCACCGCGAGACGUCCGUGAACAUACUCUGCGCCCGGAUGACCCUCUGCUCAACGUUAUCCUGGACUUGCUGGAGACGUUUUUCGUCAACCCCGUGGAGACGAACCUCUCGGUAACUGAGACGGUCGUCGACCUGGCCAUCUGCGGGUACAUGAAGAUCGAAGGAUGGCUUGCUCGUAACCCCGCAACCUACAGCUAUGUGCGAGAGGAAGAGGAUCCGGAGCACGGCUGCGAAACCUCGGCUGCCAGCGAGACGGCGGAGCAGCCACCACCAUUAUCACCACCACCGCCGCCGCCGCCACCGCCGCAAACUGCCGACAGCUCCUCCCUGAGCGAGACGCCUGACGAAGCGGGACGCUUGAAGAGUAUGGAGAGGUGUAGAACCAGACCAAAAUGGGUUGAAUCACGCCUGCCGCGGGUGCUGCAUGUGCUGAAGCACUUGGUCGACCAGGUCGCAACGUACAAGCAAAGCAUCCCGAGGUUUGACGAGCUGCUUGAACAGCGGCGAGAGGCAUUCCAAACAGCCGAGUCCAUGCUCGACAAACCCCCCGCGCCGAUCCGCAAGGCUUCCCCCGCUGGCCCAGGGACGCCAGAGCGGCCCAGCCUGGACGAGCAGCUCCACACGGGGUCUCCUCCACGGCCAUCAGCCCUUGAAGGCCUUGCGCAGCGGCUGUUUUCCGAACGAGGGUCACCUGGCAGGUCUGCAAGCCCCAAGGGACGUAAAGACCAAGCCCGCGCGCCGCCGGGGACGUCGACCCCGGGGGCCCAGGUGGCGGGCGGUCUGGAAGUGCUGACUCCCAAGGCGAUACGCGUGCCCCCCAGGGACUUUGCCGCGAGCCACACCGAUGCCGGCAAGAGCGCAAGCGCGAGGACCUUUUCUGCGGCAAGCGUCGCGGAACCGGACCUUGGGCCCCCCCCGCAAGAACGGGACAUGGCAGCCCAAAGCCAGGCGGCUGCCUUUGCGGCUAUCGACCAAAGCAUCCUGUCCAGGCGGGUGGGGCUCAAGAAGGACAAGCCGAAGCCCGUUCCCUCGCAUCCCACGAAGCGGAUCGGAGGCAUAGCCAUUGGAGAGGAAGCAGGAGCAAGCACGACGGAGCAGGUGGAUGACGGGAAGGGCGCUGAUGGAGACGAUGACGACACGUCGCAGGACGGUUCCGAGGCCAAGGAGCACAGCCACAGCGUGUCGGUGUCGCAUAUCCUCACCAACGUCAUCAUCUUCCAGUACUUCCUGCUCGAGCUGGCCGGCCUGAUGCAAGUCCGCGCCGGGCUAUUUGACGAAAUCCGCCAUGUGUGA